AUGGAUUUAGAGUCCAAUUCACAACCCCUUAAGCCGCCUCUGACGGAUCAGAAUGUGCAAGAUGCACAGGAUCUCGCUGCCCUGGGCCAUUCCCAGGCCCUGACCCGCAAGUUCGAUAUGUGGAGUAUGCUAGCGCUGGCAUUCUGUGUUCUCGGAACAUAUUCAACCUUCGCUCAGGAUCUCAGUAGCGGCCUUACCAAUGGCGGUGCUAUCACUAUUCUUUGGGGUCUGGUGCUGGUCACGGUGUGCAAUCUUUGCGUGGCGCUCUCGCUGGGCGAGUUGACUAGCAGCAUGCCCACUGCUCUCGGCCAGGCCUAUUGGGUGUAUCGACUUUGGAAUACACCACUCGGCCGCUUUGUUUCGUAUAUGUGCGCCUGGAUCAACACCUUUGGAUGGUGGACAUUGACUGCGUCGCAAGUCGCCUUUAUGACUGAAUUCCUGCUGGGCAUGAAGACCAUGUUUAAUCCGGAGUGGGAUGGAGCCAACAAGGGCUGGCUCAACUUCGUCGUAUACAUCGGCGUCGUCUUUGUGUUGACUCUCAUCAACGUGGUGAGUUGUCGCAAGGAGAAGAUUCUUCCUUGGCUUAACAACUUCGUCGGAGUGUGGUUUUUCGGCUUGUUUAUCGUUCUCUCUCUUACUCUGCUCAUCUCGGUCGGUACCAAGGCCAAUUUGUCUUUCCAGCCACCUUCCUUCGCUUUUGGAGCUUGGAAGAAUGAGACUGGCUGGAGCGAUGGUGUGGUUUGGUUUACCGGUCUGGUGCAGGCUGCAUAUGGAUUGACCGCGUUUGAUUCGGUCAUUCAUAUGGUUGAAGAAAUUCCUGCACCACGGAAGAACGCACCCCGUGUCAUCUGGAUGGCUGUCCUCUUUGGCGCCGUGACUGGAUUCAUCUUCAUGGUGGUCUGUCUGUUCUGCAUCCAGGAUGUGGACAGUGUUCUCAACGCCGACCUGCCCUUUAUUGAGCUGAUGCUCGAAACAGUCGGUCAGAAGGGCGCCGCCGUCCUCAUUUCCCUCUUCAUCUUCAAUGGACUGGGCCAGGGCAUUAGUGUUCUUACAACUGCUUCUCGUCUGUCUUGGGGCUUUUCCCGUGAUGGCGGCGUGCCCUUCAGCAAGUACUUCAGCCACGUCGACCCAGUGUGGCAAGUUCCAGCCCGGGCUCUCUGGGGCCAGGGAGUCAUCAUCGGUCUCGUCGGCAUUCUCUACCUCUUCGCCAACACAGUGCUGGAGGCCAUCCUGAGUGUCAGUACCAUCGCUCUGACAGUCUCCUAUGCCAUGCCCAUCCUGGCACUAUUGGUGACUGGUCGCGAGAAGCUACCGCCCGGCCCAUUCAAGCUCGGUCGCAUUGGCCCAUUGUUGAACUGGGUCAGUAUCAUCUACUGCAUCAUCACCACCAUCUUCUUCCUUUUCCCCGGUGCUCCGAACCCAGCACCCAGUGAUAUGAACUUCGCUAUUGCGGUAUUUGGAGUCAUGUUGGUUAUUGCGCUUGCUUUCUGGUUCAUCCAGGGUAGCCGGACUUACCUCCAGACGGAAGAUUCCAUCGCUUCUAUGGUCUACGCUCACCACUUGGAGCUCAAUGAGCCUGGGGCAGAGGAUCGGCCUGUUGUCCAGGCUCCAACCGUGGUUGAGGAGAAAUAA
Molecule: messenger RNA, 1632 nt
Organism: Penicillium arizonense
Lineage: Eukaryota; Fungi; Ascomycota; Eurotiomycetes; Eurotiales; Aspergillaceae
Exons: 2
Coding region: 1-1632 (543 amino acids)
Biological process (GO): transmembrane transport; amino acid transport
Cellular component (GO): membrane
Molecular function (GO): transmembrane transporter activity
Source: RefSeq, a predicted model, not a curated record